Messenger RNA from Penicillium chermesinum, 1044 nucleotides. RefSeq names its product E3 ubiquitin-protein ligase. The record is from RefSeq and is a predicted model, not a curated record. The transcript has 2 exons. Bases 1 to 1044 code for a protein of 347 amino acids. Gene Ontology annotation, biological process: protein polyubiquitination; ubiquitin-dependent protein catabolic process; positive regulation of proteasomal ubiquitin-dependent protein catabolic process. Gene Ontology annotation, cellular component: ubiquitin ligase complex; cytoplasm. NCBI's taxonomy places the organism in Eukaryota, Fungi, Ascomycota, Eurotiomycetes, Eurotiales, Aspergillaceae. Gene Ontology annotation, molecular function: metal ion binding; ubiquitin protein ligase activity; ubiquitin conjugating enzyme binding.
AUGGAUUCAGGAGACAGACAGCUGGCCUUGAGGCUUAUGCUUGAGGACCUAGCUAAAAUGGAGGCACAGGCGGCUAGGGAAGGUCCUAGCAUCGAAAACUUGAACGAUUUUAAUAUGGCCAUCAGGCAGAUGCGAGAGGAAGUUUUGGCUGCUCAAGCAGUCACCAGGGACUGGAUCAGGGCCCACACCUUGAAUGAAGACGCCUCCCCAUUGGCUUGGCCCCGGGUGGUACCGCAAGAUCAAACCGACCAAACCCCUGAUCGUCCCCUUUCCGAUGCUGAGAGCGAUGAUAGUUCGUUUUCAAGUGACCUCGAAUUGAUAUCCGAGAAUGACUCCAACAGCUCAUCUUCAAUCGAAGAUCCCUCCUUCCAGCCCGAGGACACAGACGAUGACACAGACCUAGAGUACCUUGCUGAUGGUAAAGUGGAAUUUCACUCGCUCAGUGAUGUGGAUCUCGGUCUGCCCCGAACGAGGUCUCUGGCCAAAGACAUAAAACACCAAGUCAUUGAUUUGACGCAAGACUCAGACGUGGAAAAAACAUGUGUCUCCUGUCUAGAGGAGAAUAAAUCGACCUACUCUGCUGGGCCUUGUGGCCACGAAUACUGCGGCGAGUGUUUAAAGCAAAUGCUUCUUGUCGCAACGAAGGACGAGGAGCGCUAUCCACCUCGCUGCUGUGGGAAUAAUAUCCCCAUUGUCGUCGCCAGUGCGAAAGUUCUGAGCAAGAAGCAGCUGAAGGAAUUCAAUGAGCGAAGCAUUGAAUGGAGCACAAAAGAUCGACUCUACUGUGCGAAUGCUCGAUGUGCUCGAUUCAUUCCUCCGUCGAAAAUUACCAAUGAGCAUGGCACUUGCAAAGCGUGUAACACGAAGACUCAUGCUAUUUGUCGCCUGGUUGCCCAUCCUAAAGAGGACUGUCCUAAGGACACCGCACUUCAGGAUGUUCUACGGAAGGCCCGCUCGUUAAGAUGGCAGCGAUGCAAUAAAUGUAGGGCCAUGGUGGAGCUCGUCUAUGGCUGCCUCCAUAUAACUUGCCGGUCAGUAUAUUGA